AUGAGGCGCGGGGAAGGGCGCGCAGGGGGGACGUCCCCCCAGCAGGUGCAGAACGCGCACAAGGGGCGCAGCCUGCCGAGCGUGCGGAGUGUGUCGGCGGGGCUGCUGCCGUCGUUCCGCGCCAUCUCCAGCUACCUCCGCCAUGUCUCCUCCUCCGCCGACUCCCUCGUCGCCUCCGCCGUCCGCUCCGCCUCAGCGUCGGUCGCGGCGGCCAUGGCGCCGGGCGACGACAGCCAGAACAAGGAGCAGGUCACAUGGGCGGGUUUCGGGUGGUUGGAGCAGGGGUCCUCCCGCGGCGCGUCCGUGCCCGUGUCCGGCACGCGCCACGUGCUCCUCGUGGCGUACACCACGGGCUUCCACGUGUGGGACGUGAGCCAACCACACGCCGUGCAAGAGCUCGUCUCGCGACGCGACGGCCCGGCGGACUCGUUGCAUCCCAUCCCUUACGUCGCUAGAACCCCCCCGGAUAGUCCGCUCCACGACGCGCAUCCCGUGCUCUGCGUCGUGUGCCCCGCUGCCGCCGCGCCUCCGCCUCUCUCGGCGGCAGCCUUGGAAUCUCCAAGCUUGUCCGCGCAAUUUCCGUACCUGGACGACGAUGAACCGUACGCUGACGUGGCGGACGGGGUGGACGAGCCGUACGCGUGCGGAGACGAAACGGGCGGCGAGCAGAGCGUGCUGCGGUUCUACUCGAUGCGGAGCGGUUCGUAUGUGCACUCGAUUACAGUGGCGGGGCGGGUGAUGGGCGUGAGGAGCAACCGCAGCGUGCUGGCAGUGGCUGUCACGGAACAGGUGUACAUAUACGACCUACCGUCACUACGAACGGCCUUCAGUGUGCUCACGCACCCGCACCCCCUCCCCUCCGCCCUCCCCGGCAUCGCCCGCACGUCCCCCCACGGCGCCCUCGCCCUGGGCGCGCGCUGGCUCGCCUACCCCUCCAACCAGCCCCUCGCCCCCCCCGCCUCCGCCCCCCUCCCCUCCUCCGCAUCCUCCUCUGCGGCUGCUGCUGCUGCAGCGGGCGCAGGGGCGGCACUGGUGGCGCAUUAUGCUAAAGAGUCAGGGAAGCAGCUGGCGGGGGGGAUAGCCGCCCUGGGGGACCUGGGGGUGCGCGCGGUCGGCAAGUAUUGGACGGACAUGGUGGCGGAGUCCGCCGGCGGCUCAGGUGUUUCCAGCGCGUCAGGUGCUUCAGGUGUUGCAGCAGGGUCGGGGUCCCCCUGGAGCAGCAGGAGCCCGGAGCACAUGUUUGCGCCUGACUCACCACACGCAUCCGUCUCUGGAGCGUCAGUAGUCUCGGGAGCAUCGGUAUCGGGGUCGUCAACAGAUGGGUAUGCGGACGCCAGUCCCAGGGCAGCAGCCAUGCACUCUCCUUCACCACCGCAGCUCCCACCUGCUGACCCCGGCCAUGCCGGCAACGUGAUGGUGCGGGAUGUGGCGACUCGAGCAGUGAUAGCGCACUUCAAGGCGCACGGCAGCGCCAUAGCACUGCUGGCGUUUGACAGCUCGGGCACGCUGCUGCUCUCCGCCUCGCACGCCGGCCACUCCCUCAACGUCUUCCGCCUCACCCCCGCCCCCUCGCCCCUCCACUCCCCUGCCGCCAACGCACCUCUCCUCGACUCACACCCCCAGUCGCCCCCAGACGGCUGCUCCUAUGUGCAUUUGUAUAGGCUUCACCGCGGCCUCACUAACGCUGUGAUACAGAGUGCGGUCAUUUCACACGAUGCCAGGUGGGUGGCCGUGUCAUCAGCACGAGGCACCACACACCUCUUCGCCAUCUCCCCCUUUGGAGGCCCCGUCGGCCCCGCCACUCACCUCCCCUCCGCGCCCUCGCCCGCCCUCCUCCACCCUGUGUAUACCCACACCCCCUCCCUCCUUCCCCCGCCCCCCCCCCGCCCCUGGUGGUCCGCGCACGUCCCCCUGCGCGCGUCCCCCGCGCCUCCCCGCGUUCCCCCACGCGUCCCCGCGCCAGUGGCACUCACAUCAGUGGGGCGCAUUCGGAAUGCCAACAGUGGGUGGCGGGGGAACGUGACAGGCGUGGCGGCAGCAGCGGCUGGGUUAGGGGGGGAGAUCCCAGGCGCCGUUGCUGCUGCUUUCCACUUUGGGGGGGUGGCAGGUGCUAGGGGUUUUGGGAUGAUGGGAGGGAGUGGGGCUGUUACGCACCACCAGCAGCGGCACCACCAGGUAGCUUCCGGGCAGUUUUUCGGGCAGCCGGACUGGGCUCCGCAGCCAAUAGCAGAGCAGCUGUGGGUGUUUUCCCCCUUGGGUCACCUGAUACGGUACCACCUCACUCCCUUCGCUGCUGCUGCUGACCCCUCCUCCUCCUCGUCCUCCUCCCCCUCUCACACCCACAGCAGCCCCAUGCACACACCCCACUCGUACACGCACCACCCACACGACCAGUACACGAGCCAUACAUACGACCCCAGAGGCAUGUACAUGCCGCCUCACGCCAUGGCUUCCCAUAGCAGAGCAGCGGGCAUGCACCCUGGCAUGGGCGCUAUGGCUUCCGCCCCCGCGUUCCCCCCAUUCUCCCCCUUCCCCACCGUGCCCCCCAUGGCUCAAUCCGACUCGUCGGUGCAGGGGGGGCGCUCCUUUGAGCGCCUGCCCUCUCUCCCCGCCCUCGCGCUGCGCUCUGCUGCCGCUGCCGCGGGGGUGAGGGGCAUGGGGGUGGGGAGCGCCAGGGGCAGCGCAGUGGGGGAGGUGGUGGUGAAGGUGGCAGCAGAGGCGGGUGAGGUGUGGGACGUGUGUCGCCGUGUGAGCUGGAGCGACCGUGAUGACCCCAUCCCCGUUGACAGCACGUGGCUUGAUGGUCACAGUGCUAGUGCUCAUGCUGCUGCUGCUGCUGCUGCUGCUGCUGCUGCUGGCAGUGCUGGUGGUGCUGUCGCUGCUCCUGCUGCCGCUGGUGGUGCUUCUGCAGAUGCUGUGUGCUCAGCGUCAGAGGAAGUGAGGCAGAGGGCGGCGGAGGAGGCACAGCAGAGGGCGUAUCUAAUGCACGCGGAGGUGCAGCUGUCCACCAGCAGAGCGACGCCCCUGUGGGCGCGCUCCUAUGUGCGGCUACAACCAGAGGACCCACCGGUUGAGCUCCAGUCAAAGGACCCAUACAUGCAGCUACAGGCGGUUGGCAGUGAGGCACCCCCUGCCAGCAUUGCAGGCAUCGCUGUGCCCCCUCCCGCUCCCCUUGGCACUGGGGCCUCCCCGCCUGCCUUCCCGUCCUCUGCCAGUCCGCCCACACUCGAGGGCUUUCCUCAGGCACGAGUGGAGCAGCAGCAGCAGCAGCAACAGCAGGUGGUGCAUGGGGGACAGCAGGGAUGGGGUGGCGCCCAGCAGCAGCAGCACGCGUAUCACACGCAUGAAGGCAUCGGCCCGCAGACACAGCCGCACGUGGGGGUGCACAUGGGAGUGCAUGUGGGCGGGGAGCAUGGCAGUGGUGCCGUGCAUGCCCCCAGACGCACCUCCGCCCUGGGUGGCCUGCUCCGCCACUCCGCCACCGCCGCUACUGCUGCUGGUGUUGCUGCUCCGCGGCUCCCACAUUCACUCUCACCCUCUCCUGCAACCACAGCCACAGCCGCUCCUCUCGCAGCAGGAGAGAUAGCAGUGUCCGAAGCAGGAGUGCAAGGGAAGGAGGGAUUGCAGGGAGUAGAGGCCAUGCACGGGAGGCAAGUAGAGCUACCUGGAGAUUUCCCCGGUACUGCUACUGCUCCUGGCCCCCUGGGUAGUAUUAGCGGCAGCAGCAGCAAUUGGGUGGGCGCAGGGAGCAGGGCGAGGGGGCAGGUAGCACAGGAGGCGCGGACAGGUCUGGGCGUGGCGCUGGAGCAGCCCAUGGGGGGCUGCAGAGGGCGUCAGCAGUUGGGGGAGGUGGGGGGCGGUGGGGGAGGGCAGGAAGGGGUUGGUGGGGAGUGGAUGGCGGUGGAGCAGGGGGGAGCAGUAGGAGCAGCAGGAGGGGAAGUAGGGAUGGGGGUUGUGAUUGGUGUGGGUGGAGGGAUGUUGGGUGGUGUGGAUGAGGAGGGGGGCAUGGCAAAUGAUGCUGAUUGGAGGGCAGACAGCUGGGGGGCUGAAGGGGGACCCAGCAGUGAAGCAACUGGAUUAUCGGUGCCUGGACCCGGGGCGAUAGAGGAAGCAAGGGAGGAGGAGCGCGAAGAGGGGCGGAUGGGGUUUGACAUGAGUGGGAGGCGGGUCGGCGAGAGAGGCGAGGCAGAGGGAGUGUUUGCAUUCGACGACCCGUGGCUUGCUGCCCAAACGCACACCCUAGGAUGCUAA
Closterium sp. NIES-65 is the source of this 4251-nucleotide messenger RNA. Lineage: Eukaryota; Viridiplantae; Streptophyta; Zygnematophyceae; Desmidiales; Closteriaceae. The record is from the annotation of a GenBank genome assembly.